This is a messenger RNA of Tinamus guttatus (white-throated tinamou), 1653 nucleotides long. Lineage: Eukaryota; Metazoa; Chordata; Aves; Tinamiformes; Tinamidae. The record is from RefSeq and is a predicted model, not a curated record.
AUGGACCUGCGGAUCUCCUGGAGAGUGGAAUCCGUGGGAGCUAGAACUGCACACCAUGGUGCUAGCAUGCAGAAGCUGGGCAAAGGAAAAAGGAAACAUUCUGCUGGAGAGGAGUCUUACCCCUCUUCAUCACCAAUAUGGUUUGUAGAAUCAGAUGACCCCAACCUGACUUCAGUCUUGGAGCGUUUAGAAGAUAUUAAGAAGAGCAAUACUCUGCUUCUUCAACAGCUGAAGCGAUUAAUAUGUGACCUCUGCAGAUUAUAUAAUCUUCCUCAGCAUCCAGAUGUUGAAAUGUUAGAUCAGCCAUUGCCAGCUGGACAGAAUGGAACAACAGAAGAAGUUACCUCAGAAGAGGAGGAAGAAGAAGAUAUGGGUGAAGACAUUGAAGAUCUGGAUCACUAUGAUAUGAAGGAAGAAGAACCAGUUGAUGGGAAGAAAUCUGAGGAUGAAGGCAUUGAAAAGGAGAACCUUGAAAUCUUAGAAAAAAUCAGAAAAAAUCAAAGGCAAGAUCACUUAAAUGGUGCAGUCUCUGGGUCCGUUCAGGCUUCAGAUCGACUUAUGAAAGAACUCAGGGAUAUAUAUAGAUCACAGAGUUAUAAAACAGGGAUUUAUUCAGUGGAACUGGUAAAUGACAGCUUGUAUGAGUGGCAUGUUAAGCUUUUAAAGGUUGAUCCUGACAGCCCAUUGCAUAGCGAUCUUCAGGUCUUAAAAGAAAAAGAAGGUGUAGAAUACAUCUUACUCAACUUCUCUUUUAAGGAUAACUUCCCUUUUGAUCCUCCCUUUGUGCGAGUGGUAUCUCCUGUGCUCACAGGAGGGUAUGUUCUAGGUGGAGGUGCAUUAUGUAUGGAACUUCUUACCAAACAGGGCUGGAGCAGUGCCUAUUCAAUAGAGUCAGUCAUCAUGCAGAUCAACGCCACUUUAGUCAAAGGAAAAGCCAGAGUACAGUUUGGAGCCAACAAGAAUCAAUAUAAUCUAGCAAGAGCACAGCAGUCCUAUAAGUCACUAGUACAAAUACAUGAGAAAAAUGGCUGGUACACUCCUCCAAAGGAAGAUGGUUAAUACCGAGGACUGUCGUAUACCUGGACCAACAUCAACAAAGCGAGCUAUUUUUUAUGUUUUCCAACACACACAGACUCAAGCUAUGAGUGCCCCUAUAACAGCUGUACUGAAGACUUUAGCUCUUAGAUAAGUUAGUGGAUAAUCUGUCAACUGACACUUAAAGUAUAAGUUACAGCCUUACCAUUCCGCUCUUCUUAGAUAUCUCGGACUGAGCAGUUUUGGCCUUUACUGCAUUUGUUCUUAUGGAUUAAGCAUAUUUGGGUCAACCCUUCCCUUCCCCCCUUUUUUAUUUAAAAGUGUAAACUCCCUAAAGCAAGCUAUCGAGUUACUAAGGAUCAUUAAAUAGGAGUUGUUCACACACUUUUGUGUAUUUCUUACCUUUUGCAGGAUGCAGACUGCAGAGACUUGCAUUGUAUCGUUUCAUUUAAAGCCAAGAAGUUUAAUACAUUGUUUAAUACUAUUUUAGGAAAUGUCAGGUCUUGCAAAUCACGGUAGUUUUUCUGGUCUAAAAUGACAGCAUUUGUAGUAUUUCCAAAUUAAUGAUAUAGGAAAAACACGUGUAUGUUAAGUCAUUAAACAUUUUUUCAUGGCUGU